Molecule: messenger RNA, 2075 nt
Organism: Helianthus annuus (common sunflower)
Lineage: Eukaryota; Viridiplantae; Streptophyta; Magnoliopsida; Asterales; Asteraceae
Product: IRK-interacting protein
Exons: 2
Coding region: 241-1929 (562 amino acids)
Source: RefSeq, a predicted model, not a curated record
CAUCUUCUUCUUCUUAUUCACAUGCUUCCAUCAUUUAUUCCUUUGAUAAAAAUGACAAAAUUCUCUCUGAAUUCUUUUUCUCUCUCUUCAAUUCCCAACAAUCAUGUGGCCCCAUGAUCUUAUUCCUCAUUUGUAAAUCAAAUCAAACCAUUAAUUCCAUCACCAAUUUAACAAUAUUCAUAAAUCCUCUGUUUUACUCUGUUUUCCCCUGUUUUCCUCUGUUUUUCCCCUGCACCACAAAUGCCCGGAACUCCGGAAAAAUCGAAACUAUUUCAGCCGUUGGACCACCGCGCAACAAGCGAGGUGAGCCGACGGGAGAUUCAAGCUGCCAUUGCUAAAGCAAUGGAGCUUAGAGCACUUCAUACUGCUCUGUUACAGAGUAAUAGCCCUUCGCAUCUUCGGUUGCCGCCUGCGGUGGUUUCGCCUGUUGUUCCGCGACAUGCUUCUCAUCACUCUGCUCAGGAUUACCCUGUUUUUACCCCUAGUUAUGAUGAUGUACCAAAAUAUCAAACUUCUCCAAGUUGUUGGGAUGAAUCUAGUCUAAAUGGAGAUUCAAGAUUCUUGUCUGAUUACAAACACCCAAACACAUCCUCAAGAAUCUUAUUGCCACCAGAACUAACCACCAUUCUCCGCGACGAUCACAACUCCGCCGCGAAUCUCCAACCGUCACCAGGAACCAACUUCUCGAGAUCAAGACGAAACAGCCUCGGCGAUUUCACAUCACUUUCAUCAUGCAACAACCACAAAACCACAAAUGGUAGCGAAAAUCGCAAGCACUCAAACUUGGUGGUGCCAAUGACUGAUACCCGUCCCUCGGUUCAAUCUCAUUCGAAACCCAAAUCGGGGGUGAGUCUUUCGUGGUUGUUCCGUGGAAUAAACAAGAAAAAACACAAAAAUGUAGAAAGUUCUCCAAACCGAGUAGUAGUAGAAUCGGAUGAAGCUUCGUUUAGAGUUAGAGAUUCGGGUAUGAAGGUGAUCGAGGCGUUGAAGAAAGAACUAACGGAAGCAAACGAGAGACGGGAUCAAGCGUUAACGGAGGUUUCGGGGAUGAAAUCUUCGGUGGGUGAGUUACAAGAAAAGUUGUUGUAUUUGGAAAACUAUUGUGAAGAGCUCAAGAAGGCUUUAGGUCAAGCAAUGUUACACGCGAAAGAUUCCGACGAUCCGCGAGCGACGAAUAGAACAAAACCCGUUGAUUUAAACAUCGAAAGCGUGUCGGUUAACAACGAAGCAAUGGUGGAAGGGUUUAUGCAAAUGGUGUCCGAAGCAAGAUCAUCCGUAAAACACUUUUGUAAAACUCUAGUCGCUCAAAUCGAUGAAGGCGAUACGGGUUUACUCGAGAACGUAAACGCGGUUCUUCAACCCCAUAAGCUUGUUCCAAACUCGAAAAUCUCGAAAGUGGCUUUAUGCCACUUGGAAGCCGUUAUAAACCAAUCGUUAUACCAAGAUUUCGAAAACUGCGUUUUUCAAAAGAACGGAAGCCCGAGGGUUCUAGACCCGCAACAAGAACGCCAAGCGCAAUUCUCGUCGUUUUGUGCGCUUAGAAACUUGAGUUGGAACGAGGUUUUGAGGAAGGGAACAAAGUAUUAUAGUGAGGAGUUUAGUAGGUUUUGUGAUCAGAAAAUGAGCGGAAUAGUUACGUCGUUGAACUGGACCCGACCCUGGCCCGAACCGUUGUUGCAAACGUUUUUCGUUGCGGCUAAGUGCAUAUGGUUGUUGCAUUUGUUAGCGUUUUCGUUUAGUCCGGCACUUGGGAUUUUGAGGGUGGAAGAUAAUCGAAGCUUUGAUGGUGCGUUUAUGGAGGACGUGUUUGUCGAUAGGCAACGGGCUCAGAACCCGACCCGAGUGAAGGUUAUGGUGAUGCCUGGUUUCUAUAUGCAAGAUAGGGUUUUAAGGUGCAAGGUUCUUUGUAGGUAUAAAACUACUAGUUGAAGUGACAAACACUAGUGUUAAUUUGUCCAUGUUUUGUUUUUUUUGUGAUUUAAAUUCUUGUGUUGUACUAAGAGCUGAUUGUGUUGUACCUUAGAUGCUAAUGUUAUUAACUCUAAUGUCAUGAGCUUGAAGAGGAUUAGAUGAAA